AUGGAUGCCCUCGCUUUCACCGGCACUCCCAUGCCCCUCACGACCCAUUCCACUGCCCGGCAGGGCCAACUCCGGGCCGCAGAGCCAGCAGCUCCGGCUCACCCGCCAUGCCCCGCCCCGCCGCGCCGCGCCUCGCCUCGCCCCGUCCGCUCUUGUGUUCCCAGACAGGCCCGACCCUCACCUACAAUCGCCGGCCGUCUCACCUGGAGCCCGGCUAAUCGCUUCCCGGUCCCGGCCCGGCCGACCCUGGGACCCGGCGCUGCUCCAGGCGCCACGGGGGCGGGCCCCGCGCCCAUCCUCGCCAUGGCAACGCGACACUUCCGGCCCGAGGUGUCCGGAGCGGAAGCCGCGGUGCCGGGUGGGAGUCGUGGGCAGAGCCACUCUACAAGGGCGGGGCCUAAAGAGCGCCCUCCAGAGGCGGGGCCAGCCCCGAGGCCUCCAAAGGCAGAGUCUCCCCCCAAGAGGAGGAAGAAGAGAUACCUGCGUCAUGACAAGCCCCCCUACACCUACUUGGCCAUGAUCGCUCUGGUAAUACAGGCAGCACCUUUCCGCAGGCUGAAGCUGGCCCAGAUCAUCCGUCAGGUCCAGGCAAUGUUCCCCUUCUUCAGGGACGACUACGAAGGCUGGAAGGACUCCAUCCGCCACAACCUUUCCUCUAACCGGUGCUUCCGGAAGGUGCCCAAGGACCCUGCAAAGCCCCAGGCCAAGGGCAACUUCUGGGCGGUGGAUGUGAACCUGAUCCCAGCAGAGGCGCUGCGCCUUCAGAACACUGCUCUGUGCCGGCGAUGGCAGACCCGGGGCACACGCAGAGCUUUCGUCAAGGACCUGAGCCCCUUCGUGCUCCACGGCCGACCUUACCGGCCGCCCAGUCCCCCACCACCAUCCAGGGACGGUUUCAGCAUCCAGUCCCUGCUAGCGGACCCCGGGAAAGGAUCGACAUGGCCCCAGCAGCCUGCGCUAGCUGGACAGAGCAGUUCAGCUCAGGCAGGUACCAGCUCCAAGGGGGAAGAAGAGAUGUGUACUGUGCCCCGUAACUCCACUGAGAAGCCUCUGUGGCCCCCCUGCUCCCUUCCUGGGCCCACAAGAAUAGAGGGGGAGACUUCCCAAGGGGAAGUCAUCAGGCCUUCUCUUUCCCCAGAGCAAGGCACCUGGCCAGUUCACUUACUUCAGGGUUCCCAAGAUCCCAUGGGGAUGUCCAGCAGGGGGUGCAGAGCUUCCCUGUGGGGACAGCUACCCACUUCUUACUUGCCCAUCUACACUCCCAAUGUAGUAGUGCCCUUGGCCACACUACCUCCCACCUCUUGUCCCCAAUGCCCGUCUUCAACCAGCCCAGCCUACUGGAGUGUAGGUACUGAAUCCCAAGGAUCCCCGGACCUGCUCUGUGAUCUAGAUUCCCUCUUCCAGGGAGUACCACCCAACAAGAGCAUCUAUGAUGUGUGGGCCAGCCACCCUUGGGACCUGGCUGCUCCUGCCCCCGGCUGGCUGCUCUCCUGGCACAGCCUGUAA
Molecule: messenger RNA, 1506 nt
Organism: Microtus ochrogaster (prairie vole)
Lineage: Eukaryota; Metazoa; Chordata; Mammalia; Rodentia; Cricetidae
Gene: Foxh1
Product: forkhead box H1
Biological process (GO): transforming growth factor beta receptor signaling pathway; positive regulation of transcription by RNA polymerase II
Cellular component (GO): activin responsive factor complex
Molecular function (GO): transcription cis-regulatory region binding; DNA-binding transcription activator activity, RNA polymerase II-specific
Source: RefSeq, a predicted model, not a curated record